This is a messenger RNA of Hyaloscypha bicolor E, 957 nucleotides long. RefSeq lists its product as uncharacterized. Bases 1 to 957 code for a protein of 318 amino acids. The transcript has 4 exons. The record is from RefSeq and is a predicted model, not a curated record. NCBI's taxonomy places the organism in Eukaryota, Fungi, Ascomycota, Leotiomycetes, Helotiales, Hyaloscyphaceae.
AUGUCAUCGUGUUGUGAGGCACCAAAAUCUCCUCAAUCUCCAUCGAGCGAAGGGGACACUUCUUCUAAAUCAGUCCAAAAAGGAUCGGGGAUUGCAUCUUGGAUUGGCUCCUUUGCGCCAGUGGUCUCGGCUUUUCUCCACAGUUCAUGUUGCUGGCUACCCGCACUCCUCGACCUGACAUCCAUCGGCUCUGCAUCAGCGGCAACCAUCAGUAGCCUUCGACCUGUUUUCCUGUCGAUAACUGUCCUCAUUCUUCUUGACAGUAUUCGUCGACAAGGACUCAACCGUCACAAUUUGCUUCGAAUCUUCGCCUCGGUCUUAGUGUUGUUCAUACCCAAAAUCCAGGGCUUCUAUCAAGAAAUAACAAGGACCGCCCACUACGAUCGGCAUCAUCCCUGCAUCUUCUUUGGCCACUUCUUACCCUCCGAUCGGGAACCAUUCUUGCGCCAAAAAAAAACGCACAAGGAGAUCGCCUCGGCCCUUUCAUACCCAUUUUGGAGUUCUCGCCUUCUCUGGAAGAGGGCUGGCAUCAACACGCUGCGUUGUGUCGUUGGCUGUACACUUGGUGACCUUUCAAUGUUGUGGUUCUUGCAGAGUCAACACCCAAGAUUGGGUAUCUAUACUAUCAUGGGACUUUCCAUAGCGUCAGGGAUCGCCUCCUCAAUGCCACUCGAGACAUUGAUGGUACGAUAUUGCCUCGAUAAACUCGGCUGGCGAGCAGCGGUCACUACUGCCGCAGGGAUGAGUCUGGUUUCAAUCCUGUCAAUGGAAGUUAUUGAAAAUAACGUCGAUUAUCAUUUAAUGGGCGGGAUGGUGGACUUCGCAGAUCCCAAGUUCUGGGUUGCAGCUGCAAUCCCUUCCUGUGCUGGAUUCCUUGCACCCCUCCUAUGUAAUUUAUGUGUGACUGCCAAAGUAUGGUCGAGGACUCGAGCAUGCCAUUGGCACACGCGGCAGUGA